This is a messenger RNA of Scophthalmus maximus (turbot), 2404 nucleotides long. RefSeq names its product calcium-binding mitochondrial carrier protein SCaMC-3-like. Lineage: Eukaryota; Metazoa; Chordata; Actinopteri; Pleuronectiformes; Scophthalmidae. Gene Ontology annotation, molecular function: calcium ion binding; ATP transmembrane transporter activity. The transcript has 11 exons. Gene Ontology annotation, biological process: transmembrane transport. The record is from RefSeq and is a predicted model, not a curated record. Bases 272 to 1744 code for a protein of 490 amino acids.
CUUUGAAAUCGACGCCACGGAGCGAUCGGUACCGGCGAGGUGAACAACAGGGACCUGCUGGAUCUCCGCAGGAGGAGGAGGAGGCUGCUGCCGCUGCUCGUCGGUGUUCGGAUCCGGUUUCAGGACCCAGUUAACCGGACCCGCAGGUCCCGAUCCUCCGCCUGCCCUGGACGGCGGGUCGGUCUGGAGAUAAACACACACACACACACACACUCACAGGUUGGAACUGAUGCCCCUGUAUCCCAUCAGCUGACUCCGAGUGCCACCAGGUAUGGGAGCCCGACGGACCUGGUUCCCUCGGGUGCACUGCCAGGAUAGUGAGCCCCCUGGUCCAGACUGCGAGAGGGAGAAGAGAUAUGCUGAGCUGUUUGAUCAGCUGGACCUCAACAAAGACGGAUGCAUUGACAUCCGUGAGCUGCGGACAGGGCUGGCAGGCCGAGGGAUUUCCAGACGCUCCUUGGAGAGGCUUGUCCAGACCGGGGACACCAACCAGGAUGGAGUCCUGGACUUUGAAGAGUUCACACAGUAUCUUCGCGCCCAUGAAAAACAGCUCAAACUCAUGUUUAGCAGACUGGACAGGAACAACGAUGGUCAGAUAGAUGCAGCCGAGAUCCAGCACUGUCUACACGGCAUCGGUGUGGACAUCAGCCUCGAGGAUGCCAACAGGAUUUUGCUACGAAUGGACAAGGAUGGCACCAUGACCAUUGACUGGAACGAGUGGCGUGACUACUUCCUCUUUAACCCCCUCACUAACAUGGAGGACGUGGCACGCUACUGGAAACGUUCAAUGAUGUUGGAUAUAGGUGAGCAGCUGACGAUCCCAGAUGAAUUUUCAGAGGAGGAGAAGAAGUCUGGGUAUGUGUGGCGGCAGCUGAUGGCCGGAGCCGUGGCUGGAUCGGUGUCUCGGACGGGAACCGCCCCCCUGGACCGUCUUAAAGUUUUCCGACAGGUUCAUGGUUUCUCUGUCUUCAAAGGGAACGUGCUGAGCGGUUUUCAGUCCAUGUUGAAAGAAGGAGGACUGCGGUCGUUGUGGAGAGGCAAUGGAAUCAAUGUCCUUAAGAUUGCCCCAGAGACUGCGAUCAAGUUCACAGCCUAUGAAAAGAUCAAGAGUGUGAUGCGUGGCAGCAACGAAACAAGAAAUCUGAAGGUUCAUGAGAGGUUUGUUGCCGGCUCUCUGGCCGGAGCUAUAGCCCAGACAGCCAUCUACCCAAUGGAGGUGCUGAAGACCCGUCUCACACUGCGGAAAACCGGCCAGUUCUCAGGAAUCGCAGACUGCGCCAAACGGAUCCUACAGCGGGAAGGUGUCGCAGCCUUCUACAAGGGUUACGUACCGAACUUGCUGGCUAUCGUCCCUUACGCUGGCAUUGACCUGGCUGUGUAUGAGACUCUGAAGUUUGCCUGGCUGAACAGGAACAUAGGUGUUGCCGACCCAGGGGUCAUGGUGCUGGUCGGCUGUGGUGCCGCCUCCAGCACCUGUGGACAGCUAGCGAGUUACCCGCUGGCACUGAUCCGCACUCGAAUGCAGGCACUGGCUCUAGAGAAGGAAGCUCCUAAACCCUCCAUGUUGGCUUUGCUUCACAACAUCGUGACUCAGGAAGGCGUGGCCGGACUUUAUAGAGGAAUUUCCCCCAACCUGCUGAAAGUCAUUCCCGCUGUCAGUGUGUCCUACGUGGUCUACGAGUACACGAGGAUAGUCCUGGGUGUGGACAUUGAGGGUAGGAGGGCAGGGAAAGGGAAAGGCUAGAAAAGGGAUGGAUGAUUCGGGGGUGGCUUUUAUCAACAUGCACGUGCAGAUCUGUUGGCAGUGCAUGAUUGGUGGAUGAAUGCACUGCCCUGUGAUCGCAAGUAUUGACAUUUCAGGUUGUAGGGUGGAAAAUAAACCGUGGAAGGAGAAGAGAUCAGGGUUGUAUAUGGACCUCACCUGAACUGCCAGCUGCUGUGGAGAGUUUCAAGUGUGAUAUGUUGCAUGCAGUUGAGUGAAAGUUAAUCAAUUAGGCUCCUGCUGCUGCAAUGACUUUUACAGAUGGAUACUUGCAUGAGCUUGUCUGAGAACUAACGGGGAAAAAGGUGUGACCAAAAUUAGUGGCCAUGUUACAUUCCUACGGCAUUAUUUUUUCUCCUAGGUGGUACAUAGAGAAGAUAAAGGACUGGUAGGGGAUUGCUCCAAUUUCCUGUCCUGCAAGUGGAUCCUGAAAUCGCUGCACACCGGUGAAGUUAGCGAGUCAGCACUUUGAUUGACAUGUCUUAAACAAAUGUUACAAACGCUAAAGCUCAUAUUUUAUAAUGUAUUCCUAUGCAAACAGAUGUGUUGGUUUUCUUAUGUUCAGUCCAGUAUUUUCAUAAAUAACAAGGUGCAACGGUCUGUAUCAUUAAAUAAUAUGAAAUGAAAUUUAAGGCCAAUUAA